AUGAUUGGACCCGAUGCCAAUGGCCAGACCUAUUUGAUUGUGCCUAAUUCUGAAUCUAGUGUUUCAGUUUCCGAUGGAGGCUCAUCACUGAGUCUUGCAGCUCGAUCCACCACCAUGAAACCAGUUAGUGUUAGCCAAGCUGGUUUAAGUUUUUCCUCUCAGCAAAUCACAAGCUGUUCCAAUGGUCCUCGUCUGAUUCAAACUACUACUUCAUCUUCCUCUGCCCUCCUCUCUGAGUUAAGUCAGCUGGCCAGUGCUGGUCAGAAGAUGGGCAAUCAGCCAUUGAUACAACACAAUUCAUUUUCAUCCGCUUUCCACAAAUGUUCUUCCAAGCUUCACCUGAAGUCACCUACUGUUUUGGAAAGUUCUUCCAAAAUGUUGGAAAAUGUAUGUGUGAAUUCAGAGGUCAACGCACAGAAGACCGCAACAAGCACUGUUGGGCAAGGCCCAGAGAUGUCCCCAAAUCUUACAAGAAAAGCUCUUGAAACACACAGUGCUUCAAAGAACCAUCCAGUGAGGAAGAGGAAGUCGGGCGCAGAUGAUCAUGGCAGCAACAAGAAAUCAAAUCGGUGUAAAGAAAAGGAGGUGGAUGAUGAUGUUUUCAUUAUUAACAUUGAUGAUGAGGAUCCGCAACAUCAGAAUCCCAAAAUAGAUAUAACCUCCACUAGGCCUCAGUCGGAGUCAGCUGACUCCACAGUGCCUUCGUGGUACUGUGAAAAGAAAGCUGUUCACUCUGCACAAGACCAGGAAACCAAGCUAUUGGGAAAACCUCUUUUGACAGACACAGAAGCUUUGCUUGAAAUGAUUCCCAACCUUAAAUCCAGAUCUAUGACUGUCAAAGAAACCGUCAGGGCACUCAAUAGCCUUAGAGCCAAAAUCAGCGGCAGAGAUCAGGCCCUCUGCAAGUCUGUGUUUUUAGAUCCACCGUCUCAACACAAACCUGCCCAACAAGACGGUGACUCUUCAAACCAGGUCUCCGCCCAAACAUCUCAUCUAGUUAACAGCAAAACCGGUGAUGUGCAGCUUUGUAAGAGAACAGGUGGCAGAUUUGUAAGUCUCAACUUGGAAAGCUUAGAGAGUGAUGCACUGCUGGACAUUGAGCAGGCCUUAGAUCGAAGGCUGUUCGGUGAUUCGCCUGUGGGAUUUACAGGAUUUUCGGAUCACAAGACAUCCAUUGGCACCGCAGCUAAAACGGCAAAGGCUUUAGCUCCUUCCAAUCAGUCUAAGCAACCAUUGCUGUCCCAGCAGAGAUCAGAGCAUGGGUCCGUGACUCUUUCUGCUAAAUAUCCUCAUCAUAACGCAACACUUGAUGAGACAAAACAAAACAAAGUUUACUCAGAUGUUUCACAAAGUGGAGACACCCCCAAAGAAAAUAUGGACAAACAGAAUUCAUUUUUAUUUGAGGAAGUUCAAGAAUCUGCAACGUCAAACAUUUCUAAUCACCGUAAAAGCAUUUCAGAAAAUAAAAGCGAUUUUUUUGCUGACGCUUUGUCUCAGUCCGGAGUGAGGCAAGGAGAUUCAGGUUUUGAAAGGAAGAUCUCACAGAGGGAUUCUAAUUUCCAGGCAGACUUUUUGGAUUUUUUGCAGUUUGGAAGCCCCAAUUUGUGUAAAGAAAGCAACGGUUCAAACAGCUCAACAGACAAAGGGAAGGCCUCGGAUCAUCCUACCCUGGCUCAGUGGCUUGCUAGAACUGUUACGGAUAAACCAGACAAUGAUCAGAGAUACUCUUCUCCCGCUUUGCCAUCCUACUAUGACAAUUUGCCACCUGUCCAGAUGGCCUCACAGGCAAAUAUGUCAAGUGAAAAUGAACUGCCAGGAGACAUUGUUGACUUUAUCACAGAAUCCAUGAGCUCUAGAAAACACUAUCCUAAUUCUAUGGUGUUCCACAACUCACCCUCCUCUCUCCUGGCUGACCUUAUCAAAAAAGAUAAGCAGGACAGCAAAGAGAUUCAAAAUUCAACUGUUUGGCGGAGUAUCUCUGUUCCCAAUACACCUGC
This is a messenger RNA of Lymnaea stagnalis (great pond snail), 1997 nucleotides long. The record is from the annotation of a GenBank genome assembly. NCBI's taxonomy places the organism in Eukaryota, Metazoa, Mollusca, Gastropoda, Lymnaeidae.